This is a messenger RNA of Trichomonas vaginalis G3, 1110 nucleotides long. RefSeq names its product microtubule binding. Gene Ontology annotation, biological process: microtubule cytoskeleton organization. Gene Ontology annotation, molecular function: microtubule binding. The record is from RefSeq and is a predicted model, not a curated record. The coding region runs from base 1 to 1110 and encodes 369 amino acids. Gene Ontology annotation, cellular component: cytoplasm; spindle. NCBI's taxonomy places the organism in Eukaryota, Parabasalia, Trichomonadida, Trichomonadidae. The transcript has a single exon.
AUGGCAGUCGAUCACUUUAACAUGUUAGGUAUUCCAGAAGCUGAACGCGGUGAUUAUGCAGUUCUUGGGGAUGAUGACUACUCUCGUGAGCGUCUUGAAAGAUUGAAACUCAAAGUUGAGGAUUUACAACACGAGAUCGAGGAGAAGAGACUUGUUGCAGAUGAUAUCAAAAACGAAAUCUACUCAAUUCAGAAAGAACUCUCAAGCAAGCUUUCAGAUCAAGAAGAAGCUGUCUUGAAUUCACCAUUACUUACACCAGGGGUCAUUGAUGGUAUCAGGAACCUUCUUGAAAGGCUUCAACAGGUAAAGGCCCACAGAGUUAAAGAGUUUGAAGAGAUUGCACUCAAUAUCACUCAUCUCUGGGACACCCUCAACAUAAGUGAUUCCUACAGAAAAGCAUUCCUAGAGAAAUAUGCUACAAUCAGUGAUGAAGUUUAUGAAGGUUGCAUGAAGGAAUUAGCUAAAUUACAAAAGCAGAUGGACGAGAAACUUCCAACACUUAUCAAGGCACAUCGUGAACAGCUUGCAGAGCUUUAUGACUUCUUCCAUAUUCCUCCUGAGGGUCGCCUCAUGGUUGAUGAAAAUUGCGAAACAGGACAAGAAGCCGUUAAGAUAUUCCAACAGAUGAAUGAUGAAAUUGUUCGCCUAAAGAAAUUAAAAGUUAAACUCAAUGAUCUUGUUAAAUUGGUCACUCAAGCUGAACAAAUUAAGAAAGAUUAUGAUGAUGUUCUUAAGAAUCAUGAUCCAAAGAACUACACUGCAAGAGAUACAGACUCAGCAAAGAUUCUUGUCUUUGAAGAACGUGCUCGCAGAAGGUAUAAGGUUACACUUCCAAGUUUGAUCGACAAAUUGAAGAGGAUGCUUGACAAGUUCAGGAAGGAUAAUGGCUACGAUUUCGAAUGGGAUGGAAGACCAUACAUCGAGAAACUUAAAGAAGAUGAGCAACAAGAAGCUAUUGAAAAGAAGUUUGCUGGAAAAAUCACAGAUUGCGGAAGUGUCCCUCCAAUUAAGCGCAAAGGAAAGAAAGGAGAUGAUCUCUAUCACAAUGAGAACAUGAAUGAUAAUCGCGGAAAUUCAGUUAGAACUGCUCGUCGGCAAGCUUAUGUUUGA